CGGCCAGCAUUAUUUCCUUUCAGUGGCGUUGAGUUCGCGCAACGAUCAAAACAGUUUAACUGCGUGUUGACCGCGCUGAUACCCGAUUCGUAAAAUCGCGGGUACAGGUCAAGCCAACGUGACACCGACCUCUCUGCUGUCGGGUCCGGUUUUGCUUUUGGUUUUGCGCGCUGACUGGCGCGCUGCCAUCGGAGAGCAACGGUGCUGUGUGACUGAGCAGUAGGCACAGAGCCGGUGAGCACGUGGGAUUUCCAGUUUCUUUGCUAUGCAUUGCACUUUUUAGGGCGCGCGUUGGGUGGAUGUCGAGAGACUGGACAGUGACCGCAUAGCGACCAGUGGCGGCAGAGGCGAUGGCCCCGAUAGAACUGGAAAACAAAGCCGAAGAGGAGCUACAGAACGGCGGUGACCACAACAAAAGGCUGGCUUGCGACUCGCCGGAAAAGAUUGUCCAUGUGGCUGCGAUCAAGCCGUCGGAAAAAACUGUCGGUCCCAAAGAGAAUGGUAGCUUCGACGAUGUGGCAAACGCCAGCGACCUCCUUUCGGAAACACAGACGCCAUGCAUGUCCCCGCGUCGCAUGCGCCGGGAGAGACUAUGGUCAGGUUCUGCGAAAGAUGACUCCCUGCUCCUUACGCGGCAGCGUACCAUCUACACAGCGGGACGACCGCCCUGGUACAAUGUUCAGGGACAACUUGUGGAGCCCUUUGUCAUUGGCAUCUGCGGCGGCAGUGCUUCGGGCAAGACCACUGUGGCCAGGAAGAUAAUCGAGGCGCUCAACGUUCCAUGGGUCACAUUGCUCAGUAUGGAUUCGUUCUACAAGGUUUUGGACGAGGAGCAGCACCGGCUAGCCGAUGAAAACCAGUUCAACUUUGACCAUCCAGAUGCGUUUGAUUUUGAUCUGCUCAUCGAGACGCUCAAGAAGCUGAAGGAAGGCAAACGCGUCGAGGUCCCCAUCUACAACUUCGUGACGCACGCGCGUGAGAAGCGCUUCAAGUUCAUGUACGGCGCAAACGUCAUCAUCUUCGAGGGUAUCCUCUGCUUUGCCAACAAGCAGCUGCUCAAUAUGAUGGACAUGAAGAUUUUCAUAGAUACAGACAGCGACAUCCGGCUAGCACGGCGGUUACAGCGUGACAUCACUGACCGGGGCCGUGACCUCGAGGGCUGUCUGGCCCAGUACGAGCGUUUUGUGAAGCCAGCCUUUGACCACUACAUAGCGCCGUCCAUGGUUCACGCUGACCUCAUCGUGCCCAGAGGUGGCGACAACCACAUUGCCAUCAACCUGAUCGUUCAGCAUGUCCACACGCAACUAGUCUCGCGGGGCUUGAAACUACGCUCCAAGAUGGCCGAAUCGCACACCGACCAGCCUUUGCCGGCCUCGCUGCACCUACUGCCACAGACGCCUCAGCUGCGUGGCAUCCACACUUUCAUCCGCAACCGGGCCACGCAGCGUGACGAGUUCAUCUUCUACUCCAAACGACUCAUGCGCCUCCUCAUGGAGUACACUGUGGCCCAGCUGCCCUUUCGGGAUGCCACCGUGGAGACUCCUCAAGGCAUCAGCUACAAUGGAAAGCGCAGUGCGGCCGGGAAGAUCUGCGGUGUGUCCAUCCUUCGUGCGGGCGAGACUAUGGAGCAGGCUCUGUGCGACGUCCUGAAGGAUGUCCGGCUGGGAAAGAUUCUCAUCCAGACCAAUCAGAGCACAGGAGAGCCUGAGCUCUACUAUCUACGCUUGCCCAAAGACAUAAAGGACUACACCAUCCUACUAAUGGACGCCACAGUGGCGACUGGAGCGGCAUCCAUCAUGGCUGUGCGGGUGCUGCUUGACCAUGACGUGCCUGAAGAGAACAUCAUGCUCGUGUCUCUUCUCAUGGCUGAGUCUGGUGUUCACUCGGUCGCCUACGCGUUUCCCAAGGUUCGCAUAAUCACCACAGCCGUUGACCCUGUGGUUACGGAGAAGUUCUACAUUGAGCCGGGCAUCGGAAAUUUCGGAGAUCGGUACUUUGGCACCGAAGCACUCGAGUACUUGUGACAAAAGGGACGACCUAAUCGGGGGACAGAAAACCUGUCCUCUGCUCCAAAGGGGCCCAGUACAGCUUCCUGCCUUCAAUCACACGUGCAGUGAAAUAGUGCUGCACAAGGCUUUUGAUGUGCGACAGACGGUUCUGUGAUGCUGACGCCGAAUCUCGCCUUCUUCGUCGCAAAUCAUUGAAGAGAGGCAGUGCCUAUUUUUUGUAUGUAUAUAUCUCAUAAUGGGUGACUCGUCUCUGCUUGCCUUAAUGUUUCUGCGCGAGAGAGUCCGUUCGUCGAAUUUCUCAGGACGUUGCACCAGUAGGUGUUUGGAGCGUGUUGACCUUGCAGUCCUAUUGGAAUUUGCUGUCAUUGUUGUCGUGCUUUUUGGCUUUCCGGUCUUCUUAACUCUUCCAGGGUGACUUCAGCAACACAUGUGCAUUUUUUGUUCUUUAACUGUACGGGUGUGCCAUUAGGGCACUACGAAAUGAACGUGACAUUCAACUCUGACUUUGUUUUAUACACCACUACUUGCUUUCAGCCCAGGUGAUGGAGGGUUUUUUUGGGGGGCCUUUCGACUGCCUCGCUCAUACCGUUGGGUACAGCCAAUCACUCUGCCCAACUGAAGCUGCGUAACAUUUUAAUCGCAUUUGGGAAAAGCCUAGCUCCUUCAUCCUUACCCUUUCAGAGGUGAUGUGUUUUUCACUGCAAUUUUUUUUAGGAAAAGAGCCUUGCAACUGCUGAUGCUUUGCCCGAGGAGUUCGUUAAAAGCAAUCAUGAUGCGCUCUCAUCUUUCAGAAACAUAUGGUGCAGUUAUUAAUUUGUCAUGCAGAAAUGUGAGAUAACAGACCACGAAAGUAUUUCUUGUAACACGCUACAUGUCCAGUAUUCACUUGCUUCAGUACAGUACUGCCAUUCUUGAGCUUACAGUUGCGGGCGAAAGCAGGAUACGGUGUGAAGACUUGCAUUUAUUGUUUAGUUAACGGAUCUCUUAUUUUGUUACUCAAAAUGAAUUCGCUCGUGUGGUUUUGCCCCUUUGAUGAUUGCUUUUCGUUUUCGUUGUGAUUAAGGGAACAUCACAUGUUUUGACGUAGAAUAUAAUCAUCUAAGUAUAUUGGGGUAAAUGUAAUCGUAAUUUCCCCAUCUUUAAAAGUGUACGUGUCUCGUGCUCGAAAUACCAGGCCGUUGUUUUGAUGGCAAACCGUAUGUGCUGUGUUACUUCAGCUAGUGGUAAUGACGUGUUUAGUCAAUAGUUAGCAAUCGCGUGUAGUACUCUGACAAUUCUUGCUAGCGAGGCUGUUAUUUGUAUUUUGUAUUGUCCAUUUGAUACUAUAUUUGAAAACUUAUGUGCCACAAUAGCGUUUGCACAUUGCGAGCAUUGCGCACUUUCUGGCGAAGUGGCAUGUCUUUUGAGUUUUGUGUGAAUUGUAAAAUGGCACGUUAGUGCUGUUGCGUAGUACGGCUGGCAUUGAUAAAGCACAUUGUUUGUUCUGAAUGUGGCUUUUUGUUUAAACAUAGCCAUUGUGUUUCGCAUUGUGUGUUCUCAGUUGCCCGCUUUAACGUAGUGGUUUGUACUAGCAGUUCAGAACGGUGCAGCCGAGCUGACAUUAGCAGUUUACCGCUGUUGUUCCUAUUCUGGGUGCACAGAACUUUCUCAUUACUUGUCAAAGAGCGCCACUUCACAGUCCAAUACACAUGAUCUUGCAAAUGCAGCCAUGGGUAGGCUUGUGCACUCAAACUCCAUUAUAACAAAGUUGCAUCUCCCACAAAAGUAAGCUCGUUAUAUCCAAAAAUUCUUUAUGAAGGUAUAUAUUUGUAACACCAUAUGUAUUGGAAGAUGAUUACUUUACUUCGUUAUCACCUAUAUUUCUCUAUAUGCAGAUUCGUUAUAUCGAGCUUUGAGUGUAUAUCACAAAGGAGCCAAACCCAACUGCUGCAUCAUAGUCUUCUUCCUGGUCCAUUUUUUAUUUUGUGGUGUUAUGGCGUCAAGAGAACAUGUUGACCAGUUAGUCACAUUCGUAUCACCUAUAUGGGUGACCGCACUUUUAUUUUGUGCUUUGUUCAAGGCCGUUUAUAUUUUGAACUUUGGUAUGAAGGCGUCUAACGUGAAAAUAUGUUAUAUCUGAAAGUUGUACGUGUCCGUAUUUUUUUCGCGCUGUUAUUCGUCGGAAGCAUUUUGCAUUUACCUGCUGUAUCCGAUAAUUGAAAUCUGUAUUCGAUUUUGUUUGGGUUCAUCCUUAGUAUUUGUUGCAGUCCACUUGGGUUGGUACCAAGGAGUCAUCUGCAAAAGUGAAUGACUCCUUAUUUGCUGUUGUUUGUAGGAUGCACUCUUCACGUGUGAUACAAGCCUUGAUGCUUUUGGGUAUAUAUGUUUCUUUUCCUUUUUUUUUUAUAUCUGAGUGAGGCAUCCUUAGCCUGCCAGGAAUGGCCUUAGGUAUUUUUUACACAAUAGUGGCUGUCCCAACUGUGUAAUUUGACAGCAUCAAGUCAUUUCUUUACACAAUUUUGGAUAUUUCUAAUAAUGAAAUAAAACUGGUACGGUCAACA
This is a messenger RNA of Rhipicephalus microplus (southern cattle tick), 4549 nucleotides long. RefSeq names its product uridine-cytidine kinase-like lethal (2) k01209. Lineage: Eukaryota; Metazoa; Arthropoda; Arachnida; Ixodida; Ixodidae. Gene Ontology annotation, molecular function: kinase activity; ATP binding. The record is from RefSeq and is a predicted model, not a curated record.